Setaria italica (foxtail millet) is the source of this 1773-nucleotide messenger RNA. RefSeq names its product F-box protein At1g10780. The record is from RefSeq and is a predicted model, not a curated record. NCBI's taxonomy places the organism in Eukaryota, Viridiplantae, Streptophyta, Magnoliopsida, Poales, Poaceae. Gene Ontology annotation, molecular function: protein binding. The coding region runs from base 218 to 1501 and encodes 427 amino acids. The transcript is spliced from 3 exons.
GGUCGCCCAAAUUUCGAAAUCCAAAAUCCUCCCCACGCCGCGGCUCCCCCCACCUCCGAUUUCCCUCUCCCCCUUUUAAAUUUCGAACCCUCCUCCCCCAUUUCCAUCCUCACACGGACGAAUCGCGCACGCUCCCCGCACCCCGCUCCUCGCCCGAUCCGCUCCCCAUCCCGUCCGGCCGCCGCCGGCAGCCAAUCCGCCGAGGCGCAAUCCGCGCAUGGAGUUCGACGGCGGCAUGGAUGCGCUCCCCGACGGCGUCGUGCAGCACAUCCUCUCGCAGCUCAGCAACGCCCGCGACGUGGCGGCGUGCGCCGCCGUCGCCCGCUGCUGGCGCGGCUGCGUGCCCUACCUCCCGUCGCUCUACUUCCCGCGGGGCGCCUUCGAGGCCGCGUCGGGCGGGUCGGCGUCGUCGUCGGCCGUGGCCGCGGCCGACGACGCCAUCGGCCGGAUGGUCGCCGCCGCCGCGCGCCUCGAGGAGCUCGUCGUCUACUGCCCCUUCUCGGCCUCCCUGCUCCCGCGCUGGCUCGCGGCGCGCGCCGCCACGCUGCGCGUCCUCGAGUUGCGGGUGGACUCCGCCGCCGCCGACAAGUCGGGCCACCUCGACUGCAUCGGCGUGGCCGCGGGCCUCGAGGAGCUCAGGCUCUGGGGGCUCACCAUGACGCGCCCGCCCGCGUGGGGCCGGAUGGAGCGGCUCCGCGUGUUGGAGAUUAUCGGCACCGAGCUCGGGGAGGCCGUGGUCAACGGCGCCGUCGCCGCGUGCCCCAACCUCACCGACCUCGCGCUGCUGGGGUGCGAGUGCGCCGGCGAGGCGGUCAUCUCGCUCCCCCUGCUCGAGCGGUGCCGGCUCGACUUCGUUGGUGGCGGCAACUGCUCGCUCAGGCUCGCCGCUCCCCGCGUCGAGUCCCUCGAGGUCCAGGGCUUCUCCUGGAUCUCGAUGCAAGGCGGCGACCGUCUCAAACACCUCACAAUCUCCAAGAACACUGGGACUGUAUAUCAUGUCGAGAUGGGGAAGCUCCCGGAGCUGGACCACCUCUCGCUGCGCGGCGUCCAGUGGAGCUGGGGCGCCAUCAGCUCGGUCCUGCAGUGCGCGAGCGAGGUGAAGCACCUGGUGAUGAAAGUUGAGUUCUGCGGCGAUAUUGACCAGCUCCAGCCAUUCCCGGAGAUCGACCUUGUCCAAUUCUUCAACAGCCACACGAAGCUUUGCAAGUUUGAAAUUCAUGGCGCCAUGUUCGCCGCGCUGUGCCAAAAGAACAGCUUGAAGAAUUUGGAUUCAAGGUUCGUGAUACCUUGCUUGGAGCAGGUCCUGGUCACCGUGCGGUCACCUCUGAAUGCCGAGCAGAAGCUGAGCACCCUCGAGUCUCUUGUCAGGUACAGCGUGAGGCUACGGAGGAUGAUCAUUAGGAUAUCGCAGAUGAAGAAUUGCCAUGAGGCUGCUGAUGAUUUCUUUGCGGAGAUUUGCAAGUUCACUUACAUGAACAGUGAGAGUGUGUGCAUAGAGUAGAAGCAUUGUGCCAUUCUUGAAGUGAGUUGCUGCUGAACUAAGGCAAUUUUUACCCAAUACUGUUUGUUUAGGACAAUUUUAUUCAAUAAUUUAUUGUGUUGUUCAUUGUUCCUCUGGCCUGGAAUGAUCUGGGUUUCAGCAUGCCUAGAGGCCAUUUGAUUCUAUUUUUCACCAGUGUAAGUUUGUACCUGCAAAAUGCACUGUUCUUUGUUCCUGAAAUGUAAUAAACAGCUCUGGUUUGUUGCUGUACGUCCUACUAUGCUUGAUUUAAA